This is a messenger RNA of Neodiprion virginianus, 2483 nucleotides long. RefSeq names its product heat shock protein 75 kDa, mitochondrial (gene Trap1). Gene Ontology annotation, cellular component: mitochondrial inner membrane. The transcript has 13 exons. Gene Ontology annotation, biological process: protein folding. The record is from RefSeq and is a predicted model, not a curated record. Gene Ontology annotation, molecular function: protein kinase binding; ATP binding; ATP-dependent protein folding chaperone. The coding region runs from base 25 to 2139 and encodes 704 amino acids. NCBI's taxonomy places the organism in Eukaryota, Metazoa, Arthropoda, Insecta, Hymenoptera, Diprionidae.
GAGCCUUGAGCCUUCAGCGUAAAAAUGGCGGCCGCCUUGCGUGCUCGUUGCGGAGUUAGAAGCGCGAUUAAAUUCGGAAGAUUUCUGACGAGGUCGUCGAAUUUGAAGUCGAGAAAUUUCUUCGAGCUAACCAGAUGCAGGGAGCGUUCACUAUCGCAAAAUGCCCACGUACGAUAUCUCUCGUCGCAGGCUGCAGCCGAGCCCAGCAGCUCAUCCGAUUCCGACCAUCACAGUAUAAUCAAAGACACAGAAAAAGCCACAGGGCAGAGCGAGCGGCAUGAAUUUCAAACAGAGACUCGUCAGCUGCUCGAUAUUGUUGCCAAAUCACUGUACUCGGAGAAGGAGGUUUUCAUCCGUGAAUUGAUCUCCAAUGCCAGUGAUGCCCUGGAAAAACUGCGUUAUCUGAGCUUGAGCAGUACAGAAAACGACGCAGCCGCUCCAAGUCAGCCUCUCGAAAUUCACAUCGCUACUGAUAAACAGAACCGCAUACUCACCAUCCAGGACACCGGAGUUGGUAUGACUCGGGAAGAACUCACCUCCAAUCUCGGUACCAUUGCCAGAUCUGGGUCAAAGGCGUUUUUGGAGCAGAUAAAGGGUAAAGAAGCAUCUUCGGGUGACCCCUCCGCGAUCAUAGGACAGUUUGGGGUGGGAUUCUACAGCGCGUUUAUGGUCGCUGACAAGGUUGAGGUCUUCACAAAGUCCUAUGAAAAGGAUGCUGAAGGUCUGCAUUGGCAGUCUGAUGGGUCCGGAACCUACGAGAUUUCUACUGCCGAAGGCGUUCAGCCAGGAACCAAGAUCGUUCUUCAUCUGCGCGUCGAUUGCCGAGAAUUUAGCGACGACGCAACUAUAAAUAACGUCAUCAAAAAGUACAGCAACUUCGUUGGCAGCCCCAUUUUUGUUAAUGGAAAAAGAUCUAACGUGAUCCAGCCUCUGUGGAUGUUGGAACCGAAAGACGUUAAACCUGAAGAACACGCGCAGUUCUUCAGAUUUAUUGCCAACAGUUGUGAUACGCCAAGAUUUACUCUACACUAUUCAACGGACGUACCGUUGAGCAUUAGAGCUCUUUUAUAUUUUCCUGAGGGAAAACCGGGUCUCUUUGAAAUGAGCCGCGAUACUGACAUCGGUGUCUCUCUCUACAGCCGUAAGAUUCUCAUCAAAAGUCGCGCGGAAAAUAUUCUCCCGAAAUGGCUGAGGUUCGUCAAAGGUGUCGUUGAUUCCGAAGAUAUUCCACUAAACCUGAGUCGCGAACUUUUACAGAACAGCGCAUUGAUUGGAAAACUACGAAAUGUUCUCACGUCCCGCAUUCUGAGAUUCUUAUACGAACGGUCGACCAAACAACCCGAGGAGUACGAAAAAUUUUAUAAAGAUUACGGGCUUUUCUUGAAGGAGGGCGUAGUUUCAAGUUACGAUCAACAAGAGAAGGAGGAAAUUUCCAAACUAUUGAGGUUUGAGUCGUCUACUUCGAAACCAGGAGAGUUGGUUAGUAUUCCACAGUAUUGCUCUCGCCUGGCUGCAGGGCAGAAAGAUGUAUAUUAUUUAGCAGCUCCUAGUCGAGUCUUAGCCGAACAGUCCCCGUACUACGAGGCUCUCAAAAAACGGAAUCUCGAGGUACUAUUUUGCUACGAGCCAUACGACGAACUCGUCCUAAUGCAACUCAGAGAGUACAACUCUCAUCCCAUGACAUCAGUUGAAAAAGAAAUGCGACAUAACAAGGAGGAUGACAGUUCACUCGAAUUCGGUGGUUUGGACAAAUCCGAGGCAGACAAGCUUGUUGGUUACUUGAGUAAUGUUCUGAAGGGCAAAGCUUUUAAUGUGAAAAUUACAAGCCGGCUAGAAUCGCAUCCAUGCGUCGUUACUGUCGAAGAUAUGGCCGCUGCUAGACACUUUCUUCGUACUCAGAGUCACCAGCUCGAUAACGAUGCCAAAUUUUCUUUACUCCAACCUCGGCUAGAAAUCAAUCCUAAGCAUCCGAUCAUAAAGAAACUCUCACAGUUAGCCACAUCGGAUCCGAAAUUGGCGGAACUGGUCACGCAGCAGUUAUUCGCUAAUGCGAUGGUCGGAGCUGGUUUAAUGGACGACCCACGUUCCUUGUUAACUUCUAUGAACGAGCUCUUGACUCUAGCUUUGGAAAAACACUAGGAAAACAGACUACACAUCGAUUUUCGUACACUACAGAUAACCAGCUCCAAUGGAACGAUGUGAAAGUUUGGUGAAUAUCUUUCUAAGCUAUUAUUCUGCUUCCAAUACCGUUACAUCAUAUAAUAUUGUACAUACCAUGAUUCGUUUACGUUUAUUUUUUAUUUUAUCCAAACAAAUAACACGUGGAACGAUAGAUUGACCUAAUAUUCGCUCACCGUCUCUCUUUCUUUGCCGACGAGCACAACGGGUCAGAAAACUAAAGAUAAACUGUACCGUGAUUUUAAAUAUGAAUUAUUCGUUUCAUAAAAUAUUUCCAUUCAUUAUAAUAAAUGUUAUCUAAUAUA